AUGCGCGUAGGUUAUUUAGCGUUGUCACGUGUGACAUUUGUUGGCGUCGCCGCCAGAAAAGGAUUAGAUACUUCCUAGCGAAAAUGUCCACUGCUAUGAACUUCGGGUCCAAAACGUUUAAACCUCGUCCCCCGGAGAAGGGCUCGUUCCCUCUGGAUCACUUCGGUGAAUGCAAGCCAUUCAAAGAAACGUUCAUGAAGUGUCUACGUAACAACAGAUUUCAGAGUGGUUUGUGCAGAGAAGAAUCCAAGGAAUAUCUGGAAUGCAGAAUGGAAAGGCAGCUAAUGGCUAAGGAACCCCUGCAGAAGCUUGGUUUCAAAGAUCUUAUAAAUGAGGAGAAAUCAGAAGAAAACAACAGCUUAUAGAAGCAGCAAGCUACUCUGGACUUACUAUGAUCAUUUUUUUUAGAAAACUUUAUUUAUACAGUAGAUAAUUAAUUACAGAGGCCGUUCUAUAAGCUCUGAGUUUUUGACCUUCCAUAUCUUGCAAUAAGAAUGGUACAUAUGUAUAAACAAAAUGAUUAUGUAAAUACCCAUAAGCUUCAGCUCAUCAGUGACUUUUCAACCUGUUAUGGGGACACUGCACCAUAUUAAUUCGGUUUAAAGGAAAACUAUACCCCCCAAACAAUGUAGGUCUCUAUUAAAAGAUACUGAGUAAAACAGCUCAUGUGUAAAACCCUGCUUCAUGUAAA
Messenger RNA from Xenopus laevis (African clawed frog), 691 nucleotides. RefSeq names its product cytochrome c oxidase assembly protein COX19 (gene cox19.S). The coding region runs from base 84 to 365 and encodes 93 amino acids. The record is from RefSeq and is a predicted model, not a curated record. The transcript is spliced from 3 exons. NCBI's taxonomy places the organism in Eukaryota, Metazoa, Chordata, Amphibia, Anura, Pipidae.